ACGAAAAGAUGGAAACCAACGUGCCUCGGAAGAAAUCACGCCUUGCUAAAAACAAGAAAAAAGCAUGGAGAAAAGUGGAUAUAACAGACGUAGAGGAAUAUUUAGAGGAUGAACGACUCCAAGAAAGGACUGGUGGAUUGGUAGCAGAAAAAUCAGAUGCAGAACUAUUUACAAUUGAAACAAAAGCUCCAUCAAUUGAUACAGCAGAGGAAGCAGUUCCUAAGAAAAGAAGGAAAAGGGAACCCAAGGAUUUAAAGUGUUACUCACAUCUUUUACCAGAUCCCAAGAUCAAAUUAGCUCGCAAAUCUCAGCCCAGCAGAAGUACAAAGGAUAAAAGACCUCCACUUGUGAAAGAAAAAAUCCAAAGUGGUGUAAAAACCCAGAAACAAAUAAAAGCUGAAGUGCAGAGAAAACUAGUGACGGAGCAGAAACAGAGGAAGAACAGAGCCAAAGGUUCUGUAAUGGUGGCCUCUUAUGAUCUUUGGGGAGGUGAAGCACAAGAAAAAGGUGAUCCAUUUGCUAAAGCUCCAGUAAAGAAACCAAAAAGCAGAGCUCCCUCAGAAUUACCUGCAAUACAAGUUCCUCACCCAGGGGCAUCGUACAAUCCAGAUUACGAGGAUUAUCAGGAUCUUUUGUUGAAAGCUCAUGAGAUAGAAGAGAAAAAAUUAGAGAAGGAGCUGAAGUUAGAGAAGUUUGUGCAGGAAAUUAAAAAAGUGGAUAUGAAAUCCCUCGAGAAAACAUGGCUGUCAGAAAUGUCAGAGGGCCUAAAAAAUCAAGAGGAAGGGGAGGAAAAUGAAGAGGAAGGAGAUGCAAUAAAUACAGGGGAUCCAGACAGGAUCUCUAUCAACCCCCCAGUCCGCAGAGAGUCCAAAAAAACAAAAACUCAGAGAAAUAAAGAAAAACGGAAAAAGAUGCAGGAGAAAUUAAAAGCGCAAGGAAAACUGAAAAACACAAAAGCAAAUGAAAUUUACAGAUUAAGAUCAAUGAAGGCAGAAAUAGAUGGGAGAGAGGCUGACCUUCAGAGGAGAGCACAAGAAAGAAGACAAAAAUGGCAGGCUCAGGGGUUGAAAACCAGGAAACUUGGCAGACUCAAAUUUGAAGAGCCAUUACUGGAAAUAAAAUUAAGUGGUGAAUUAGAGGGAUCUCUGCGAAGACUCAAGCCCGAGGGAAACUUAUUUGUUGAUCGUGUGAAGAGCCUGGAAAAGAGAAAUAUCAUGGAACCUCGACAAGAAGCCAAAAAAUACAGGAGAUAUAAGAGAAAAACAGUUAUUAAAAGAAGUCACAAAGUAUAAUGGAGGAUCUGAUGUUAUAUUUUUUUGUUGGCUUAUUAAAUGUUCUUACCUUCA
Molecule: messenger RNA, 1346 nt
Organism: Ostrea edulis (European flat oyster)
Lineage: Eukaryota; Metazoa; Mollusca; Bivalvia; Ostreida; Ostreidae
Product: ribosome biogenesis protein NOP53-like
Exons: 14
Coding region: 9-1292 (427 amino acids)
Biological process (GO): rRNA processing; ribosomal large subunit assembly
Cellular component (GO): nucleolus
Molecular function (GO): 5S rRNA binding
Source: RefSeq, a predicted model, not a curated record